This is a messenger RNA of Coprinopsis cinerea okayama7#130, 1443 nucleotides long. RefSeq names its product membrane protein. The transcript is spliced from 8 exons. Gene Ontology annotation, biological process: transmembrane transport. Lineage: Eukaryota; Fungi; Basidiomycota; Agaricomycetes; Agaricales; Psathyrellaceae. The record is from RefSeq and is a predicted model, not a curated record. Bases 1 to 1443 code for a protein of 480 amino acids. Gene Ontology annotation, molecular function: transmembrane transporter activity.
AUGCAACUCAAGCAGCCGGGAGAAACGUCUGCCUCGCAAGUUGACCUCAAGGACGAAAACAAGGCGCAGACACCGUACAGGAAGGACUUUGGGAUCCUAUUCGUGCCCAAGAAUGUCCAGUUCGAUCCUGAAAAGCCCUUCCAUUGGGGUAUGAUGCUCAACAUUGCAUUCGGACUUGGGAGCAUGUUUACGGCUGCCAACCUGUACUACUGCCAACCUCUACUAAUUCAACUUGCGGAUUCGUUUCAUGCAAGUUACGGAGAUGUCUCUAGAAUACCUACUCUUGUACAGGCAGGAUACGCAGUGGGACUUCUCUUUAUAACCCCACUGGGCGACCUUGUCCGCCGGAGACAGCUAAUCCUCCUCCUAGUAACAACUUCCACCCUCCUUUCCAUCGGCCUGGCCGUAACAUCCGACCUCGUUGUCUUCGAAGUCAUAGGCUUCUUCGUCGGGGUGUUCUCCGUCACCCCUCAAGUCCUCCUCCCACUCGCCGCAGACGUUGCCCCCGAAUCUAGACGCGGAACCGCCAUCUCCGUCGUUCUCUCCGGGUUGCUAAUGGGCGUACUCAUUGCCCGAGUCCUGGCUGGCGUGAUAGCCGAAUACGCAUCCUGGAGGGUGGUGUACUACAUGGCAAUCGGAGCACAAGCGUUCGUCCUCCUCGGAAGCUACCUCAUCCUCCCCGACUAUCCAUCCAAGAAUAAGCAUCUGACCUAUUGGCAGAUUCUUUGGUCUAUGGGGAAGUUCAGUGUAACGGAACCAAAGCUUAUUCAAGCGUGCCUGAUCAACCUCGCCUCUUGCGCAUGCUUCAGCAACUUCUGGGUCACGCUAACCUUCCUUCUCGGAGAACCUCCGUAUUCAUAUUCCACGCAAGUCUAUCUCCUUGUUCCCUUCUUUUACCCAAAAACUGACUCUUCGCCACAGUCUUGCAUGGCAGGUGUCGCGUUUGGUCCGUUCUGGGGGUACCUAGUCGAUCGCUUCGAGCCCUGGUACGCAACCCUCUUCAGUAUCUUCCUCGGCCUCGUUUUCUUCGGCGUGCAACUGGGCGCGGCUGGAAUCCAUGUCGCGGCUGUCAUCAUCGUGGCCUUCGGGUUUGACGUCGCAAGACAGACCAUUCAGAUUUCGCUGAGUCAAAUUAUCUUCUCCAUCUCGGCGGAAGCUAGGUCAAGACUGAACGCGGUGUUCAUUGUCGCGCUUUUCAUAGGUCAAGUCAUGGGAACUUCAGUCGGGACCAAGGUCUUUCUAGACUACGGUUGGCGAGCCAACGCGGGGCUGAACAUGGCCUUGAUGGGCUUCCAGCUCGUACUCUUGCUCCUCCGUGGACCACACUGCCAGAGAUACACCUGGUUUGGAUAUGAGGGAGGUCUAGAGUGGAAACAGGAUAAAGACAGGACGAAGGUGGAAACGCCUGUAGAACCGCAAGAAAACGCGAUAGAGCAAAAAUAG